AGACAGCGCCAUCUACUGGUGAAAUGGUAGAAUCUCUCAUUGCCCAGCUAAACACAGUGUAAUAGUCAAAUUUACACUAAAUGGUGAGUUUUCCAGUUUUUAGGUGAUUGUUUAGUGUAACCCCCUCUGAGGACAUCCAAAGUCUAUCAUGGCCCAUUUUCUUUGGAAAUAUUAACCGGAAUUCGUCCUAUUAUAGAGGAUGUAGGUGAAAGUGAAACUAACAUGAAGUGGGAGUUGUAGGGGAAAACCAUUCAUCUCACCUUUACUGUCUUCGUGAGACAACAGCAAAGAAGAGCAGAAGCUGAGAAGAACAAGAAAACAGACAAAGAUGACUGACUUUUCUACAAUCUACAAACUCAGUGUGGUGGCUAUCAUCUACCUAAUCCAAGGUAACGAACUGCAAGGCUAAUAUCUGCUGGUUUAACUAAAUUAUAAGUAUAUGCUGUAAAGCGAUGCUUAACAAACAGAAAUCGAGCUGCUUCAUGCUUAUUUGAUUUCCUGUGCAAACUAAGGACGCGUUUUCUCGUGUUACGAAGAAACCCAAACUCCAUGAAAAGCACGGCGUAGUUGAAGUUAUUGAGCCGAUUGCAAAGCAUGACAAUACUUGAAAACAUUAAAUAGUUUGUUUUACCUGGGAAUUUCUUCACACCUUGGAGUCUUUAAUAAGAAUCAGCUGUCAGUUUAAAUAUGACUAGAUUAGGAUUCUCGCGUAUAAACGACUUCGACAGCACUUUGAAUUUCAGGCUGUUAAGAUUAAACAAGACAAGAGUUUAUAUUAGCCUGUCGGCCGAUUCUAAGACUUGACACAGUUACGUUUAAAAAUCGUAAAUUUUAUCAGCUAACUGUCAUAUAUACUUCUUAUUUAGGAAUAAUUUAAAUACUGUAUACUUCUAAAUGAAGUUUGGUGUGUAGCGUUCAGUGCGACAGUGCCCUCUGGUGGUCGAAACUGAAAGCGAAACGAUCAAAUUUUGUUGCUUCUCUUUUGAUCUAACAAAUAAAAUAGUCAUAAAAAGGGCAAUACAGGCAUAAAACUUUAACAGACUAACGAUUAAUGAUUUAUUUCCCUUAGGAACUGAGUUCAGAGUCUCAAAAAAUCAGGUUAAGAGAGGAUAUUAAACUUUGAUAAGGGGUGACAGGAACAGUCAGCCUCAAAAUGUUUCCCCUAAACCCUAAUAAAAGUGCAAUUUUAACUGUCAGGGUUUAAUCCUGCCAAGGUCUUACAUCACAGCAUUUCGCAUAUCUUGUAACACUGGAGAGAACAUGGAUUAUAUUGUAAUAUGAUUGCUCUAUUAUGCAAAAUGUUUGUCGUAGUUUUCUUCACAUUUAUUGCAAAUUUCUUGAUAAAUCUGUUGUGUGCAGCUUGCAGCAGCAGCUGUCCAGUGUUGGAUUGCUGGUAUGUGCAGGAGAAGUCGGGUCGAGGAGGUUUAACUGCAGCAACAACCCAGGAAAAAUCGCUCAUAUACAUCAGCACAGAUGAGCACAGACACACAGCAGAGUCUCAAAGAACUCCAUCCGAUGUCAAUCAUGACAGAGUCUACUUUUUUAAUGGUGAGUGCAUCAUUUUCACAGGAAUGUGUAAACGCACUGAUAUCUACUUCAAAAUUUCUGUUUAUGUGAGGUCACAUUCAGCAUUGUAAGUAAGUGUCGUUCAUUUACACUCUGCAGUGUAGAGAGAGAAAAUAUCAUCACAGAUUGUGCAUUUGCAAGUCAUUAUAUUCCAUUAAAUUAGUUUUAAACUUGACUCAAUCCUGCUUUUGUGCACAUUUAUCUGAUUUGAGACUUGUGACUGAGAAGGCACUUGUCUUACGAGAUUCAUAAGCUGCGUUGUGAAUCUCAUAAUCAUGUCUUUGAGAAUUUUAUUUGAAAACUUUUGAACUAAUCCAAACUUAGAGCUACUAGUAUCAAUCUCCUCACCAAAACUAUGUUCAUUAUCAGGUCAAAAUCAAGUUUACACCAGUCUAUUAAGCAUCUACUGUAAAACCAAUAGGUGUAACUGAUUGAUUGAUGUCUUACUUUUGAAAACAUCAUAUGAAAUAAAAGUAAACGGCAGCCGUGGAUUGGAAAAAAUAAAUAAAUCAUAAAGAAUUUUAAUUCUAUAAUAACGCACUAAUGUUUCCUUUCUCACUCCUCUUUCCUCAGACCCUGCCGGCACUCUCUGCCUGCCCUCUCUGAACCCACCAAAAGGCUCGGUCAAGAAGUCCCAGUGUGAGAUCAAUCCCUUCUUACCGCACCCCUCUGACCUUAGAUGGGUCGCUCCACUCACAGAUUCCACCAUGAGCCCUCUGUAUCUUCAAGCUGAUUGGUUCACAACAUCCCAUCAGGAUUUCAAACGUCAACUGACCAUUUCCAGCAUCACACGUGCUCCAACAGCAAGCAAAGAGCACAACGGUAACGAUUCCUAUCGCAGAAGAAAAGAGCACAUGACGGCGCUGUCUUUUCUUGUUUAUGCCUGACUCUGUCCUCUCUCUCUCUGUGUCCUCAGUGAUCCUCAGUGUGACCAGCAAAACACUCUCAGUUCAGUCCAGACUUGGGGAACCGGUGCUGCUAGACUGCGGCUUCUGGGUGGACCCCUCCUCGCCUCUCUCUGGGUCUGGUUUUGCCGUGGAGUGGCGCUACCAGUUCAGAGGGGAAGGACGGCUGGUUCUGGCUUAUGAUGGCAAGUCAGACCGCUUGGCUGACACUCGAGAAGAAGGGGCCAUGUUGGACUUCGAGGGUCUGCACGAGAAGGGAAAUGCCUCCCUGAUCCUGCAGGAGGCCAAAGUGCGUCACUCAGGGAUGUACAUCUGUACCGUGUAUCUGCCGUACGUUGUGGCUCAGGUGGCAGUGGAGCUGGAGAUUGUUGGUAAUGAAAAGAUCUUACUCAUCAUUUUUUAAAGCUAAAGCUGCUUUAUUUUUUAAAACCUCUGACCUGUCCUGUCAGAUACAGCCUCUUAUUAGUCAGCAUUUUCCAUCAAACACCUGUAAACUAAACUAAAUAAUCAACCUGAUUAUCCGUGAAUCGUCUCUGAUUGUCUUUCAUUCUUUUCUUUAAUUCCUCUCUUUUUUCUCCCUCUACCUAGAACCUCCAUCCCUCUCCAUCUACCCCUCACCUCUGCCUCUUGUUGUUCCCGGCCAGACUGUGGUCAUUCAGUGUGAAGCGUCUGGUUUUGCCCCCCUUCCCCUGGAACUGAGCUGGGAGUUUAAAGGUGCAGAUGGGAAGUCCAGGUCUCUGGGAUCAGGCAGUGUAACAGGCCACAGGCAGGCCUGGGAUGGGACCUACGGCCAGAGCACUAAGCUGGAGCUCAACACAGCAAACAUGGACCUGGGCCGAGGAGGCGAGGUCACCUGUGUGGCUGAACAUCUUGGAGGCACACAGAGGGCCAGCUCGAACCUCAGUGUCAUCGGUAAAGUAGAAAAAAUUUAUCAAGCUCUCCUGGUGACAAAGUACACAUGGAAAGUUAAUGAUCUUUGAAAGUCAACAGGUUAUAAUUUUUAGCCAAGUAAGAAAGAAAAAGUGAAGGGCCUUGUGAAGCUGUUGAUUAAUGAAUAAGUACAGAAAGAUGAAAAGGUGUAAUGCAUUUAAAGAGCAGAUAUAAAUAUAGAUCAUGACACCCACUUCAGCAUUUGAUUAAAUGUAGUAUUUGUGGUACACACAAUACAUGAUAAAUGUAAAAUACAUUGUUGUAUGUCAUGGUGAUCCCAUAAGACUUGAAUUCUGUCUUUUGUCCUUAAAGGAUUUAGUGUCCCCUCCAUUGAGGACUCAAUGGCGAUGGUUGGUGUGGCUCUGGUGCUCUAUGGUCUCAUCAAGUUUGUCUCUUGGACCUUCAUCAGCUCAGGUAGCAAAAAUACUGAAAAAAAACUUUGAAAAAAUAUUAUACCUCUUUUUUGUUUUAAUGAAUUGUAGCACAUGAGAAGAAUAAAAACUAUUUCACCAUUUUGAUAUAACAGAAGAAAACAUUAAAAUUUGCAAAAAGAGAAAAAAAAUGUUAACGCUGAUGUGUGUAUUUUUUCUUUGUGUCUUUUCCGUCACUGUGCGUAGGCUCAGGAGAGGCAGAUAAACAAGAGAAGGUAAGGUUACUUUUUGAAACGAUAAUACACAAAAUGUGCUAUUCAGAGUGUUUUAUGUGAAUGUUCCACUUUCUACUUCUGCUUUAUGAUCAUACCUGCUUAUUUAAUUAACAAAUGUCCACUUCAUCCUCUUUUAGAAAGACAAGUAAAGAAGAAUGAAGUCAGCUGUUGGUAAAUCAAAGAUCUGGUUGUUUUGGAUGUCAUGGACGUAGUUUUUAAAGUAACUGUCUUUUUCAGUCUUUUUUUAAAGCUGGUGUUGAUGCGUAUGAGUGUUCUUUAAUGGCUGUGUUGGUAAAACGUCCAGAAAUAAGUUUUCUUGAGUCUGUACUCACCCAGUACAUGAUCAUUUGUUGCUUUUUUUAUUGUUUUAUUUGCUAAGAGGAUGGCCAAGACUUUCUUUGUGUUAGAAGGGUUUAAAGGGUCUUUUUUUCUUUUUCUUUUUGUGUUAUUAAAUGUCCCUAAGUGAGUCAAUGUGAAGAAACAGAGGCCAAAAGAGAAUACUGUUGCUGUAAAUACAGAGAUAAUAUUAUGUGUGUAUAUUUUGAAAAUUUUCCCAUGUGUGUUUGUAUUUGUGUUUAUGUCUGUGUGCUUUUUUAAGUCAUGCUGGUGUUCUGAUCAGAUCAUUUAAUUAAUCCCAUAAUUUUCUAACUGGGAGGAAAUGUAAAUCAAUAAUGACAUUUGAAGGAAAUGGUUCAAACACAGCACUCAAAUCUGAUGGAUUAAAAAAUAAACUAAUCUGUUAAAAACACACUGCUCCAAGAUUUCCUUUUUGUUUGACAUGUCUUUAGCUUUUGGACAUGUUGGUGUUGUGCAGUGUUUAGAGAGUGAGAAGCUUACACAUCCGUGCAGAAAAAGAGAGUGUGUUGAUGUGAAAAUAUGACCCAGAGUUUUGAUUGAAAACGUUUUUGGUAUCUAAACAAGUUGGCCAAAGCCAUAGAUAUACAUAAGAAAGGCUACAUGACUCGAGGCGGAGUCACCGACGUCCCUUGACGGCGGCCAUCCUACUCGAGUAUACCAUUCUGGUACUAUGUAUGGUAGCUGACGGGAGGUGAGUAAUCUGCAUGAUCAAAAAUACUCUUAACUCACUGAAAUCUUGACAGAUUUACAAAUGGUUUUGUGUAUUACAGACUUCAAUAACGUGGCUAUGAAAGCCUUUUUUAUUUUUAAUUAUUUUCAUUUAUGUAUUUAUUUAGUCUAAGUGACGGUCUUUGUGGAUGUGCUUGUGUGUAUCAGCUGUCUAACUUGGCUAACAGACUCGCUGUGAGUGAGACCAAGUACAUAUUACAAAGUUGACCCAGUAAUUUUACAUCAGUUUAAGAGGCAGAAAUGCUCUUUUGUUUCAACAUAAUAUAAUCUGAAAUGGCGACUUGUGGCAGAAAUUUAUAUUGAAAAUUAAUAUUUAUAUAUAUUAUUAUAGUUAUCCCAAUGAUAGAAAUAUUACUAACAUAACGAACAUGGAAUGAUUAAAUGUAUUAUAUACAAAUGAUUCAAUAUAAAUGCCUUGUGUGUGUAGGCCUAUAGCUAUUGCUCAACUCUGUUUAAUGUUAAUUUAUAAAAAUCCAUCGUUAAAAUUAUUCUUGAGUAUUCUUACAAACCAAACCAUUCAAAAAUCGGUUUAAAAAUUAAGCAAUCUAUGGUUACUCACUUUUACAGACUUGCUUUUAUGUGAUACAGUCUUUAAUCUUUUAUCUCUUUUACCUCUAUUUUAUUUCAACUUACUGUCCUUUUAGCCUCUGUUUUACUUAUAAUCUUUUCUGAUUUAACCUUUAAGGCCUUUUAUUGAUUUUAUUGUUUUUCUCCUGCUCAUUUUUGUUAUUCCAUUUUAUCAUUACCAUUAUUAUUAUUAUUUUAUUAUGAUUUUAUUAUCAUUAUUAAUAUUGUCUUUUUAUAUUUACUAUCUAUUUCCUGCUUUCUACCCCCUCCCCCUUUUUUUACAUUUCUAUUUCUUACCUAUUUUAUGUUUUUAUUUUGGUCCUCAUGGUCUCAUUUUAUAAUGUAGGGUUCUUGUAUUUUCUGGGUUUCUAGGCCUUGUUUUUAACUGAGAUUUUGUUUUUUAUUUGAUUUUAUUUCCACGUGCUGAUGCUUUGCAACUGUUUGUCAAAGCACUUUGUAAAUUUCUGUUUUUAAAAGUGCUAAAAAAA
Molecule: messenger RNA, 6188 nt
Organism: Xyrichtys novacula (pearly razorfish)
Lineage: Eukaryota; Metazoa; Chordata; Actinopteri; Labriformes; Labridae
Source: the annotation of a GenBank genome assembly